Clunio marinus is the source of this 207-nucleotide messenger RNA. The record is from the annotation of a GenBank genome assembly. Lineage: Eukaryota; Metazoa; Arthropoda; Insecta; Diptera; Chironomidae.
AUGUCAGGUUCACGAUUAUUAAAGAAUCAUGAGUGUCAAAUUCACAGGGAGAUCAUUGCAUCCACGACAUGUUUUGUUUGUGUUUGCUUCAGUAUGUAUGGGAAAUACUCCGUUGAAACUUUUUUAAUUUUAUUUCAAUUCAACUCGUCGUCUGAAGAGAACAGAAGAAUCACCUUUUUGAAUCUCAUUGGAACAUUCAAUAGUUAG